UCACCAAUGGUUUUUCUGAAAGUUGCUCUUGGCUUCUUAAUAACAGCUUUCCUGUCGGCCACUGUAUCCUUGGCUCACCCUGGUUUGGGUUUUGGCUGGGGGAUCGGUGGUUCCCCAGGUGGCCAAUUUGGUGCACACCCGUUCGGCCUUUUCCCACAGUUCUAUCAGUUUUCAUGCCCUCAAGCUGACAACAUUGUCAUGUCAGUACUAAACAAGGCCAUUGCAAAACAGCCUAGGAUGGCUGCCUCCUUGCUAAGGCUUCAUUUCCACGACUGUUUCGUGCAGGGCUGUGAUGCAUCCAUACUGUUGGACGACAGUGCGACCAUAGCCAGUGAAAAGAAUGCACUACCAAACAGGAACUCCAUUAGAGGCUUUGAAGUGAUCGAUGAGAUCAAAGCUAAACUAGAAGAAGCAUGUCCCCAAACUGUUUCUUGCGCCGAUAUACUCGCAAUGGCUGCUCGUGGCUCCACUGUUUUGAGCGGUGGACCAUCUUGGGAGCUUCCGCUUGGGAGGAGGGAUUCAAAGAACGCAAGCCUCAGUUCCUCCAACACCAACAUCCCACCACCAAACUCCACUCUUCAGAACCUGAUAACAUUGUUCCAACGUCAAAGUCUCGAUGAAGUCGACCUCGUUGCUCUCUCAGGAGGACAUACCAUCGGUGUAGCCAGGUGUGCGACCUUCAAGCAGAGACUAUACAAUCAAAACGGAAACAACCUGCCAGACCUAACAUUAGAGAAAUCCUAUUACAAUGGCUUGAAAUCUGUGUGUCCCAAAUCUGGUGGUGACAACAACAUUUCACCUUUGGAUUUUGGGUCCCCUGUAAAAUUCGACAACCUUUACUUCAAGCUCAUUUUGUGGGGAAAAGGACUGCUGAAUUCGGAUCAAGUGCUUCUGUCGGGGAAUGUUGGGAACACCAUGGAACUGGUUAAAGCUUAUGCGGAGGAUGACAAACUCUUCUUUAAACAAUUCGCAAAGUCAAUGAUUAAGAUGGGAAACAUUAGUCCUCUAACUGGUUUUAAUGGGGAAGUUAGGAAGAAUUGUCGCGUAGUUAAUUAGGACAUGAGUUCUGGUAUCUGGUAUAGUGCUAUGUCUAUGUCGUGUCUAAUAGUUAAUUGUGUUGCUUAAUUGCAAGAAUGGGUUGAGUGCCGCCCUUUUAGUUACAUUUAGAAAAAGCUGUUGAGGAUUUAACCUUUUUAAUGUUUGAAGAAUGAAUCAAAGCUUUAUUAUUACGAU
Hibiscus syriacus is the source of this 1233-nucleotide messenger RNA. Its product is annotated as peroxidase 9-like. Gene Ontology annotation, biological process: hydrogen peroxide catabolic process; response to oxidative stress. The transcript is spliced from 4 exons. Gene Ontology annotation, molecular function: heme binding; peroxidase activity. NCBI's taxonomy places the organism in Eukaryota, Viridiplantae, Streptophyta, Magnoliopsida, Malvales, Malvaceae. Bases 7 to 1056 code for a protein of 349 amino acids. The record is from RefSeq and is a predicted model, not a curated record.